GUAUCCGUACUUCUGCGCAUGCGCAUGCGCAUGUCCUUGUUGGCAGGGUGAGCAGUUAGAAUUUUAGUAGCUGUAGCUCGCUGUAUAAUUGCGUAAUUAGGGUUUUAUGUUGACGAAGUGUUAAUAUAAAGUGUAAGCCAGGGUGUAACUGUUCACUCAUGGCUCUCAGAAGGUGUUGGAGGUUUGCAGCAGUUGUUCCGAAGCUGUUAUGGAACAGUACCGUCCUGCCUGGAGGACGAAGCUCUGUGUCCAGCCUUGUCAACACCCACCACGAUUGCAAACACACAGAGUUGCUGCUCCGCGGGUUCAGUUCAGCGCCACCGAGCACAGAUGUGAGUUAUGAGCAGCUGAAGCAGCUCCUGUCUGGCAGGAAGGCUGUGGUAAUAGAUGUGAGGGAGCCAUGGGAGCUCAGGGAGUAUGGCUCCAUCCCCGGGUCAAUUAACGUCCCCCUGGCACAGGUGGGGAAUGCCCUCCAGCUGGAUGCAGAAGAGUUCAAUGAAAAGUACGGAGGUGAAAUGCCCCAGCAGACAGAUAACAUCGUGUUCACCUGUCUGGCAGGGAUCAGGAGCAAAAACGCCCUGGACACAGCCGCCUCCCUGGGAUACAAAGAUGUUCAUAAUUACCUGGGUGGAUGGCAAGACUGGUCAAAAAAUGAGCAGCAGGACUGAUCUGAGGAUAAAGAAAAAUAAAUAUAUUUAAAGCCUUCACUCAAGAUCAAGUGAGAGUGCGUAACAAGGAGGGGUUUUAAAAGGUUCCUUAUUUUUUCUGUUGUUUUAAGAGCCAGUUCUAAAAAGAAAAUCUUGUCUGUGAAUCCCAAAGACUGAAAUAGGAGGGCCCAGAACACUUCUCUGCUGCUGAUUGUAUUAAAAAAUACUGCAAUGUCACUUGAAGUUACUUGUACAUUAAUUUCUUUAUCUUUUAAAACUGAUAACAACUUUUAAAUAGACACAUAUAUCACCAGUGAUUGUUGUAAACCAUACUACAAUCAUGAAUAUACGAUGAAUAGAGAUUCUGUUUCCAGACUAUGCAAAUGACUACUCCACUGUGUAUGAUUGUAAAAUACAAUGAAGCCAUCCAUCUCAUAAUACAGAUAGUUCAGCAUUUCGGAUCAUGUGUUGUAAUUAUUAAAUAUUUUGUUUGUCAUAGAUGCAUCUGCAGUUGUUGCCAAACUCAUUCAAUAAAUACUAUUAUCAUUUUUGAUUAACA
Molecule: messenger RNA, 1206 nt
Organism: Trematomus bernacchii (emerald rockcod)
Lineage: Eukaryota; Metazoa; Chordata; Actinopteri; Perciformes; Nototheniidae
Gene: tstd3
Product: thiosulfate sulfurtransferase like domain containing 3
Exons: 4
Coding region: 159-668 (169 amino acids)
Cellular component (GO): mitochondrion
Molecular function (GO): thiosulfate-cyanide sulfurtransferase activity
Source: RefSeq, a predicted model, not a curated record